UAGUGCUCAGGAGUGAUGGGGGGAGAGUUCUAUACAUCAGCACAUUCGAACGUGCUGGACUCCAGACGCUGUGAAGAAGGAGAGCUGGCCGAGAAGCAGCCAAAUAGGAAAAGGCCCAUCUUCCACUGUGGAGGCCACCUGGUCACAGACUCGGGCAUCGUGGCCAGUGAAGGAUUCCCCAGCCACUACAAACCCAACAGUAAAUGCAUCUGGUACAUCACUGUCCCAGAGGGCCACGUGGUCAUGCUGUCUUUCCGCCUCUUCGACAUGGAGGCUGACCCCACCUGUCGGUACGACUACCUGGACGUCUACAAUGGUCACUCCCGCUUGGUACAGAAGCUGGGUCGUUUUUGUGGGACGUUUCGGCCCGGCGCCCUCAUCUCCACCUCCAACACCAUGAUGUUAGAGAUGGUGUCAGAUGACGGCACUGGAGGGAGAGGCUUUCUGGCUUCCUUCAGCGCAGGGAAGCCACAUAUGGAAGAGAACCAGUUCUGUGGAGGACGCCUGACCAAAUCGCAGGGCUCUGUCAAGACGCCCAACUGGCCCAACUCUAAUUACCCAGCAGGCAUCAGCUGCUCCUGGCACAUAUCUGUAGAACCGAGCAAUGUGAUUGAGGUGAAGUUUGAGAAGCUGGACUUGGAGCCUGACACAUACUGUCGCUACGAUUAUGUGGCAUUGUUUAAUGGAGGAGAGAGGGAUAACUCGCGGAGGAUUGGAAGAUUCUGCGGAGACAGGCCACCAGGAAUUAUAGUGACAAAUGGGAACGAGCUCCUUGUCCAGUUUGUCUCAGACCUCAGCGUGACCUCAGAUGGCUUCAUGGCCUACUACUCUAGUGUGCCUCGAGGGUCUCGGACGCCCACCGCUGGGGGAGACUUCAUCUAUGGGCCUCAGACCACCUCAACGCCACAACAAAUAGCCGUGAAGCCAAGCAAACCCACCAAACCAACCCUGAAACUGCCUAAACCCACCCCCAAACCAGCCAAGAAACCACUGGUGAAGAUAUCUCUGAGCACGCUUCCACUCAAGCCAACUAAAUCCAAAACAGCUAAACCCGCACCAGCUAAACCCGCACCAGCUAAACCCGCACCAGCUAAACCCGCACCAGCUAAACCUGCACCAGCUAAACCCGCACCAGCUAAACCCACACCUAAAGCACCUGUGAAAAAGCCUGCACCUAAACCUGGAUUUAAACCUGGAGCUAAAUCUACACCCAAACCUAAGAUUAUUAAGCCAACGCUCAAACCAAGCAUCAAGGCUAAACCCACACGGAAACCUGCACCGAAGACCAAGCCCACCUUAAAACCUAUUGUCAAACCAGUAAGGCCAACCUCUAAGAGCGGAGUUAAACCAACAGCCAAACCGAAGUUUAAGCCUACAGUGACAACCAAACCUGGAGUAAGCAAGACAGUGACGAAGAAGCCUGUUGUGAGCAAGAAACCUUUACCUCUGAACCCACUGUGCACACGAGCCUGUAACAGGACAGGAACUCUCCAAUCCAACUUUUGCCCUCAUGACUUCGUGAUUACGGGUAAGGUUACAGCUUUGACCCCUGGUCUGAGGGGCACAGUGACAGUUGAAGUGUUCCUAAUCAAGACCUAUAAGGCAGGACGCCUGAAUAUCACCAAAUCAGGACCCGUCCUGUCUGUCACACUGACCUCAACCUGCAAGAGAUGCCCCGGGCUAAUCAAAGGCCAGAACUACGUGCUGAUGGGAAAAGUCGAUGCACAGGGCAAUGGCCUACUCAGCCCCUCCAGCUUCACUCUCCUCUACAAGCCCAUCCAUACCAAAGCACUGGCCAACCUCGCUCGCAAACCGUGCUGACAUCACAGCCCAGCCCUCCAAUCAGAUUGACAGCCGUGACUAUCUCUCUGAAAACAUGUAACUUUGCAUAAAGAGUGAAAAUAUUAUUAGUAUCCAAACAUAAUUUUUUACAUGAUGUAAUACAGUUGUGAAAACAGUUGUGAAAGAGUAAACAUACAUUAUUAUUUGUUUUUUGUAUGUAAAUUAUAAUAUUUCUGUGAUAAAAGACGCACAUCAAUAAACGUGACUCUGGUGCUUGGGGUGAUUUUAA
Molecule: messenger RNA, 2071 nt
Organism: Micropterus dolomieu (smallmouth bass)
Lineage: Eukaryota; Metazoa; Chordata; Actinopteri; Centrarchiformes; Centrarchidae
Gene: pcolceb
Product: procollagen C-endopeptidase enhancer b
Exons: 9
Coding region: 16-1821 (601 amino acids)
Molecular function (GO): protein binding
Source: RefSeq, a predicted model, not a curated record